AACGAUUAACGAUUAAAGUUAAUUAUUAAGGCAUAAGAACCUGAUGUGUGUUGACUGUAAGAAGGUGGUGUGUACUAAAUGUGGAGUUGAGACCCAGGGCUGCGGAAAGGAAGGAACUAUCUGGCUUUGUAAGAUCUGCUCUGAAACCAGGGAGGUCUGGAAGAAGUCUGGAGCUUGGUUUUUCAAGCAAGGAAUGCCUAUGCAGGAUCUCAUCGGAGAAGAUUUAUUCCAAACCAGUCCUGAAGAGCAGCAUUCAAGGGAACGAAGAUACACCGUGUAUAAACCAACAAGAAAGAAGGCUCCAGAAGAUGCUGAGGAGAGGGAUGGGGAUGAGGAUGGAAGUAGUGAUGAAGAUGGAAGUUUAUCCAAACGAACGUUUGCAUUUAAUCAUGAGAAACGUGACAGUAAUGGAAGCUGUUCUCUCUCUCUACAGAGUAACUUCAGCUCUAUGGAUUCCCUGUACUGUCCUGAGACUGAUCUAUACAGAAGAUCUGAACCUGGAUCAGGGGGUAGACCAAACCUUCCUGCUCUUCCUCUCAGGGGUUCACCUGGUAGACGUCCUCCUCCGUCUAGAGGUAGUCCUUUACACUUCCGUCCCCGUCCACCACUUCCAAGGAUGAACCGUCCACCUGGUCCUCCCUGGACCCACCGUCCUCCCUUCCCCUCCCCUAGAGGUCCCCGGCCACCCCCUUUAGGUAGUCCAAGAGGUUCUCCACGAGGUAUGACUCGAGGACGACAUCCUGGAGGUCGUCGACCACCGUCCUCCAGACCAGUUUCCUGUCCUCCAUCUAGACAUGAAUCCUCCGGUUCUCAAACCCCUCCUCCUCUAGAGGAUAGAGAGGUUACACCUGGAAAAGAAUCUUCAUCUCCGUCAGACUCCGACCUUACAGAGGUUCCGCUCUCUUUAUCUCUGGACGGGAAACCUAGACAUAGAGGAAGCGCUGAUGGUGUGAUAUCAACUUUAAGAAGAUUGAGCACAGUGAAUCGAAAAUCCAGAUCUAAAAGACGGAUUCAAGAUUUUGGAUUGGAGUUGCAGGAGGAGGGAGCAGAGAAGGGCAGUUCUUCAAGAAAAGAGAAGGAUGUGAAGAGUCAAGGUUCAGAUGAUGGUACCUCUAUGUCUCCUAGGACACCUGAAGGAAGUUCUGGACUGCUUGAAUUUGCUCUCAUCUACGACGAGACAGCAUCCCUCCUACUAGUAAAUAUCCUUAGAGCAAAGGGUUUGAAAGGACUCGAUGUGAACGGCCUAUGUGAUUCCUACUGCAGGGUUACCCUAGUACCCCCUAGUAAAAAGGUAACCCACCAGAGAACUAAAACUGUGAUGAAGAGUAUACACCCUGAAUAUACAAGCUUACUCAACUUCCCAGAUAUACCAAGAGAUCAGCUCUCUACUAUGCAUAUGCUUAUGCAUAUACUAGAUGAAGAUAUAUCCGGAGAUCAUCUGUUAGCUGAAGCAAGGGUGGGUCUUAUCAAAAUAUUUCCUCAAAUGCAGAAACAAUUUCAAGUUUGUCUUCACAGACCUGUUUUCCAGGAUGGAAGUGACAGUAUCCUGGUAGCUAGUGAUUGCGGACAAAUGGAUUUAUCUGUAGCUUUCUACUCACAACAUGGAACUCUAAAGGUCUCUAUUAUCAGCUGUAAAGGACUAUCUCCCCUAGACGCGCAAGUAAACCCCUUCGUUAGAGUUACACUUCUGCCGGAAAACAAUGGAGACAACAAAAGAAAAACAACAAUGAAGUGGAAAACACCUGAUCCUGAGUACAAUGAACAGUUUGUUUACUUGACAAAUAUCACUGAUCUACCAAAGCAGAGUUUAUCUGUUACACUAUGGAGUUACAACAAGGAUGUACCAGAAGAUUAUUUGGGUGGUUUGGUGCUGGGACUAGGAUGCAAGGGAGAACGAUUAAAACACUGGGCGAGUGUGAUUAAACAUCCAAAUAAGGUUCACAAAAAAACUCAUACUCUGAGCUCAAAUUUUCUUGGUUAACGAAACCAAACCCUCCAGCUUUCUUUAAUUUUGUUUAGUUAAACCCAACCCUCCAUCAUUUUUGAACCUUGGUUGGUGAAACCCAACCCUGCAUCCUUUCUGAACCUUGGAUAGUGAAACCCAACCCUCCAUCCUUUCUGAACCUUGGAUAGUGAAACCCAACCCUCUAUCUUUUCUGAAACUUGGUUAGUGAAACCCAACCCUCCAUCCUUUCUGAACCUUGGUUAGUGAAACCCAAACCUCCAUUCCUUCUGAACCUUGGAUAGUGAAACCCAACCCUCCAUCCUUUCUGAACCUUGGAUAGUGAAACCCAACCCUACAUCCAUUUUUAAACCUUGGAUAGUGAAAUCCAACCCUCCAUGCUUUCUAAAACUUGGAUAGUGAAACCCAUCCCUCCAUCCUUUCUGAACAUUGGUUAGUGAAACCCAACCCUCCAUCCUUUCUGAACCUUGGUUAGUGAAACCCAACCCUCCAUCAUUUCUGAACAUUGGUUAAUGAAACGGAAACCCAACCCUCCAUCUUUUCUGAAUUUUGGAUAGUGAAACCCAACCCUCCAUCCUUUCUGAACCUUGAAUAGUGAAAUCAAACUAUCCAUCUUUUUUCAACUAUAUUCUUCUUCUCUAAACUCUACCUUAGCUCGAAGCAUGUUGAAACUUCUCAAAACUUCUCUAGAUUUAUGAAGCUUAUGAAAAACUUUUAUGAAUAUCGACCUGGGAGAAAUAGUCGAUAUAAAGGAACUAGUUUUCUAAUACUACAUCGCCCUUUCUAAUCAAUAUUCAUGGACACAGCCCCUACUAGAGACAUAUUUCGAUAAAAUUAUAAAUAGUUUGUAAAACAGAAAUUGUCAACUAUUCUCCCAGUGUAGGAAAAUUCCAACAGUUAUGUAUUUUAUUAUGUGUUUAUCAUGCUAGUUUACAACUUUUUAUAUUCAAAUUUUUUAAUCUAAAUUUUCUAUUUGUACAAUACUUACUUAUUGAACUUUCUGCUCCAUUUUCCUUAGUUCUUUGAGAAAUGUUUCCGGGAAAGGAGUUAAAUAUGUGUUGACCAACUUUUUUUUAUUUUUUGCUUCAAUCCUGAUAUUUAACUCUAUUUACAAAUCCUUCAAUUUCAAUAUAUUUUAAAGGGACUGUAAGCGUAAUUUCAAGUGACCUUGGAUUUAUGGAGUGGCACAUCAUGUCUGAUUUACAACAAACCCCUUUAAAUCUUUGUUUAAUUAAGGAUUUAUAAAGCGGGAAAUUAAGUGCCAAGAAUUACCCCGGGAGUGUACAACAGCAUGGAGUGUAUAGUUCACACUGCACUCAAUCUAUAUUAUACCAAUGAGAGAAUCUACCUCUUUGUUAGCCGGACAAAGGUUUAAAGGGUACUAGUGGGAAUCGAACAUGCAUCUCAUAAGUGAAAGGUCGCUUGAAAUUACGCUUACAGUCCCUUUAACCAGUAAAAUUUAUAAAUAUUAAAUUUUAUUGAAAUCAUUAAAUUGUAUGCACUUGUAAACAUCUUGUCUGCACCUUCAUUCAAACUCAUAUUAGCUUCUUAACAAAUUGUAAUAUCUUAAAAGAUUCUGAAAAUAAAUUCUAUUAACUCGUUGA
This is a messenger RNA of Eurytemora carolleeae, 3567 nucleotides long. RefSeq names its product double C2-like domain-containing protein beta. Lineage: Eukaryota; Metazoa; Arthropoda; Copepoda; Calanoida; Temoridae. The transcript is spliced from 21 exons. The record is from RefSeq and is a predicted model, not a curated record. Gene Ontology annotation, cellular component: membrane. The coding region runs from base 44 to 1981 and encodes 645 amino acids.